Molecule: messenger RNA, 1222 nt
Organism: Carassius carassius (crucian carp)
Lineage: Eukaryota; Metazoa; Chordata; Actinopteri; Cypriniformes; Cyprinidae
Product: guanine nucleotide-binding protein-like 3
Cellular component (GO): nucleolus
Molecular function (GO): GTP binding
Source: RefSeq, a predicted model, not a curated record
ACACUGGCAAACUCACGUGUCUGUUUUGUAGAGUUGAAGGCGAGCAAACGUCUGUCAUGUGCCAAAUGCUUCAAAAUACAAAAGAAGAUAAGAGGUUUAGGUAUCAAUGCAGUUCUGGAUCACAGCAGAGCAGCUUCAUGUUUUGGAAGAGACCGUCUCCUGCAGACGCUUACUGACUUGGCUGACAAGAAGGAUGCGGAGACCAUGCUUAAAGUUGGUGUUGUCGGUUUCCCUAAUGUUGGAAAGAGCAGCAUCAUCAAUAGUCUGAAAGAGAUCCGAGUAUGUCACGAUGGUGUACAGAGAGGAUUGACCAGAUGCAAGCAAGAAGUGCAUAUUACUAAGAGGGUGAAGAUGAUUGAUAGUCUGAGUGUUGUGGCGGCCUCCAGUAACCCAGGGGCUGAGAUGGCCCUCAGGAGCCUGCAGGUGGAGGAGAAGGAGGAGAGUCCACUGGAAGCGGUCAGAGCUCUGCUCAAACAGUGCAAUCAGCUGCAUAUAAUGUUACAGUAUAAUGUUCCAGACUACCGAAACUCCUUGUAGUUUUUAACCGCCUUUUCCAAAAAACGAGGCUUCUUGCAGAAAGGAGGCGUUCCUAACACAGAGCUGGGAGCCAUGACGUUCCUCUGCGACUGGACGGGGCCAAAACUGAGUUACCACAGUAGAGCUCUAGGGCACCAGGGCCUCCCCUCAUACCUAACUGAUUCCAUCGCGACUGAACUGAGGUCAAAUCUGGAUUUGGACAUAGUGAGGAAGGGAAACGAGAAUGUUAUGAAAGGUGUGCGAUUCCCCAAUGUAGCUUGCAGUAUAAGUUUUAAAUCUAGGGGGCCCACCACUGGUGUGCUCAAUGUCAGUGAGCUACCUAAAGAGACCAUAACAACCACAGCAGAUGAGAAGGAGAUGGAUGUGACCGUCAACACAGUGGAGGUACUUCCUAUGAGAGACUACAAAUCAAUCAGUAACGAUGUUUCUCAAUUAUUUCAUCAGAGACGAUGAGAAAUGAUGAGUUUGUUGUUCACAUAAGUCUUUGAUGACCUUCUAAUCCAACUCUGAUCUCAGAAACUCCAGUAGAUUUAAUAUUCACAAGCCAUAUCUGAUAAAUUUGAUUGUUUCUCAGAAUGCACAUUUAAGGAAUCUUUGGGAAUCAAAUGAAACUUAACAUCUCUCGUACUGUCAGUUUCUUAAGUAAACUUAUGUUUACAGUAAUGCUUUUACAAUACCACGAAGC